AUGCAGUGUGUUCUUCCUCUGAACAUGUUCCUGGAGAAAAUAUUCAUAUUCCUCUGGUUUUGGCACCUUGUGGUCAUUAUCGUCACCUCCACCUCUCUUAUCAACUGGUUGCGACGCCUUUUCGUUGGUCGGGCGCGGCUCAAAUUCGUUCGCCGCUAUCUCAAGGUCAUGGGCAUCUUGCCGCCCAAACUGGACGCGCGAGAUCGCAUGCGAACUCACCAGUUUGUUGACGAAUACCUCACCUCGGAUGCCUUCUUUCUCCUGCUGCUGAUUGGCGCCAACAGCGGAGACCUGUUAGCCGGCGACCUGACAAGCGAACUCUGGUGCGGCUUUCUGUCUCGCACUCAGGGCAAACAGACC
This is a messenger RNA of Dibothriocephalus latus, 360 nucleotides long. Lineage: Eukaryota; Metazoa; Platyhelminthes; Cestoda; Diphyllobothriidea; Diphyllobothriidae. The record is from the annotation of a GenBank genome assembly.